GUGAGGGAGUGACCGUGGCCCCAACAACAGCACCAACAGCUAUCAACUAUUACACUCACGCAGCAUCUCAGGUGGGAGAGUGUGUGUGUGUGUGUGUUAAUAGCACCAUGAUCCCUCCAUAGCCAAAACCAACAGAAUCUCAAAUGAAAACUUCAAGAAUCUCAAACCUCUACCCUGUAAUGUACUACUCGUCUGUUUGACCACAAAACACUGCAGCUGCUAUAAUUUGGUAAAACUGAUGUGAACAUGAAUCCAUGGAGCAAGCCCACAGAUGAGCCUGUUUACCUGAACCAGCCUGUGGUAUGAUUCCUUGAGAUGUUAGUGUCUCCUUCUGUGUACCCCAAACAAUUAUACCUGUACAAUGAUGAUACCGACAUUGAUCGUGAAGACCAGCCAAUGGUCAACUUGCGGAUUGGGCGGAUGGUUCAACGGUCCUAUGUUUGUCGCAGAUGUGGUUGUAUACAGCCUGUCGUCAUUGCAUUAUUACUUAUUUCAGCCUUCAUAUUUCUCUUCUUCCAAAUGGUUAACAUGCUUCCACGUAAACCAGCAUGGGCCUCAGGCAGCUCCCUCAUGCCAGGAAAUCCACAGCGAAAACAAAUUCCACCACCCUUUGCCUGGCCAUCCAAUGCAACAAGAGACUUAACCAUCUACAUAAAACCAAAUCGGCCGACUGUUCUCCUCCAGCCUAGUAAUUUCUGCAGUCAACCACCAUUUUUACUCUUUGUAGUCCCCAGUGCCAUAAAUGACACCAAGCAGAGAGAGACCAUUCGGAUCACCUGGGGCCAGUGGACUAAUCAUGCUGUGUCGAGGAAACUUUAUGUGGAAGAGAAAUCACUUCGUAAAAAUAAUGGUAACAAAAUACAUCGGCCAUAUAUAUCUGAUAUGAAGGUCACCACACCCAUGGAGUCCAAACUCGUCUUUCUUCUUGGAAUGGCUCGGGGGGGAAAUCCAAUAAGUAACGCAGUACAGGAGGAGAGUAGGAUAUACGGAGAUAUCGUAGUUGAGGAGUUUGUGGAUUCUUACACAAACUUGACCCUCAAGUCCGUGUUCAUGCUCAAGUGGGUGCAUAACAAUUGUCCGGGUGCUAAAUUUGUCAUGAAGGUUGAUGAUGAUAUUUUUCUUAAUGUUCCAAACCUUCAGCGUACCCUCCUUAACAAGACGAUAACAAAGAUUCCACAUCUAACUGGCACCCUCAUAUGUGGUGCGAGGCCAAUCCAUGAUCAGUGGUCCAAGUGGUACAGCCCCAAGUACAUGUUCCGUGAAGGCAAGUAUCCGAAUUACCUCUCGGGAACUGGGUAUGUCUUCUCAGGAGACUUGGUUAAACCACUUUUAGAUGCUGCUCUCUCUACUCCUUAUUUUCAUUUGGAAGAUGUUUUUAUAACAGGAAUAUGUGCAAGGAAAGUUGGUGUUCAUCCAAAAGACAACUUAGGUUUUAGCUUUUAUCCUCGAGCAGUCAGUCCAUGUGUAUACAAGGAAGCCAUCUUGGGUCAUGGGGUUAAACCUUCAGAGAUGGUCAAACUGUGGAAUAUGCUCAACCAGCCAAAAACUGUAGCCAGGUGUAACGGUGAGAAGAAAUCAAAAUAUUUGAGAAAAGAUCUAACAACUUGUUCCAAAAGAUGAAACCACUUCAGAAGUUUCAAAUUCUUAGGACUAUGUAGAAAAAAUGAUGAUCACAUAAGAAAUUGUGCCAUUUUCACCUUGUUGGCAAUGCAUUAUGGUAUCUUAAGCAAUAUUUCUUUAUGGCUCAUGGUAACUAAUCAGCUAUGAAGAACUAUAAAGAAAGGUUUGAUAAGGUUCAAGUGGCUGUUUUAUAAUAGUAAAGCGUUUUUUAAAUUGCUAUAAUCUGGUGAGUAAGUCAUUUUUUGCACCAAUAAUUUUUUUUAGAAAAUUGUACUCGGCAGCAGCAGCUUUUAAGUAUCCUAAACGUAAUACAGGUAAUGAGUGCCAUUUUCUUCUCUACGCACACACAUUAAUGCCUCACUCCUUAUUGCUGUGAUACUCCUUGCAGAAAAUCAUUGUGUUUUAAGUAACAUACCUAUUUGUUCAGUGGUUUUUAAGUUCAUAUUCAAGUCAGACUGGAUAAUACAUUAUUGUAUUGUCUCGUUUAGCAGUUUUAUUGGCAUCUGUUAGUGGUGUACUGUAUGUUGACUGAAUCUACAUUGUCUGAUCCAUCAGAAUCUCACUUAAAAAUAUUCCAACAAUCACUAACUGCGAUAACAUAAAAAUAUCUCGGUUAAAAAUAAGUCCAGAAGAUGAUCUACACGUAUAUUGAAAUCAUGUAAACAUGGUUUUAAUUCUAGUCCCAAGUCUAGUAUUUGAUAUUGACAUAGUUUAAUCUCCUAGUCUUAAUAACUAAAGGUCUGUUGUAUAUUUAAAGCAUAUGUAAUAUGCCCUAUAUUUCAACAGACCUAUAAAUAAUACAAAAGUUUUUAGUAAAAUGUAUAUUAAAAACUUGAAAUUGGUGCUUGCCAGGAAAUUCUCAGAAUAUUAAUUCAAUAAGUGAUACCCACUCCUUUAGUUGUAUGUUUAGCUCCCCAGACAGCUUGGUACUGUAUGACUUACUGGUAGAGUCCAGUUCCUUUAGUGUUAAGAUAAAACUGUCAAACUAUCUUUAAAAGGUAUUGGAUAGAAUGUAGUAGCAGGUUGACAAUCCCUUAUCCGAAAUUCCAAAAACCGGAAACCUCUAGGGGGGUGGGGGGAAUGUAGUACCUGUAGUGUAGUAAUAAUAAUAAUAAUACAGUAAUAACAAUAAUA
Messenger RNA from Homarus americanus (American lobster), 2754 nucleotides. Its product is annotated as beta-1,3-galactosyltransferase 1-like. The transcript is spliced from 7 exons. Gene Ontology annotation, molecular function: hexosyltransferase activity. Bases 316 to 1620 code for a protein of 434 amino acids. Gene Ontology annotation, cellular component: membrane. The record is from RefSeq and is a predicted model, not a curated record. Lineage: Eukaryota; Metazoa; Arthropoda; Malacostraca; Decapoda; Nephropidae.